UCCAUUUCGCCGUUUGGGGGGUGGGAGGGAACGGACGAAUCCAUUCGGAAUUGUGGGGUGGAGGGGAACUAUUGUUUUCUAGUUCCGCCCGCCGACCCGGGUCAGUUUGGGCUAUUCCAUGUUUGGUAACGGGGCCGGGUCGGAGAUAUCUGGUUUCGUCAUGUAAUAUUAAGCAAUAAAUUCACUUCUCCUCUUCCCCCCCCCCGGCCACUUGGUACUUUCUGCCCCGCUAGGUUCUAUGAUUAGGCUAGUCUAUUGCGAGGUGCCGGGGGCGGCUUUUGAUAGCUGAUUGCGCCCCUUCCUUUGAAAUUACUUCCUUUUCCAUUCCCGGUCCCUUAACGGGGCUAGAGGUAUUGUGUAGUAGGAGGGCGAGUGUUGCAGGGGAGUGGCUGUUCCUUACAUCUGACUCCCUGCAGCCCCUGGCGCAUUGUGGAUGACUGCGGCGGUGCCUUCACCAUGGGUAUCCUUGGUGGUGGUGUCUUCCAGGCCAUCAAGGGCUUCCGCAAUGCCCCCAUGGGUGUUCAACACCGGCUUCGGGGCAGUGUCAAUGCUGUACGGGUCCGAGCCCCCCAGAUUGGAGGCAGCUUUGCAGUGUGGGGUGGCCUGUUCUCUACCAUCGACUGUGGACUGGUACGGGUGCGGGGCAAAGAGGAUCCCUGGAACUUCAUCACCAGUGGGGCCCUCACAGGCGCUGUCCUCGCAUCCCGCAGUGGCCCUCUGGCCAUGAUGGGCUCAGCCACGAUGGGCGGCAUUCUCCUGGCCCUCAUUGAGGGCUUUGGCAUCCUGCUCACACGCUACACGGCCCAGCAGUUCCAGAACCCCAAUCCCUUUGCAGAGGACCCAAGCCAACUGUCCCCCAAGGAUGGUCCCAACUCAGCCGGCUACCCAGGCUAUAGGCAGUACCAGUGAACCCCUUUUCUUCUCAGGGUGCCAAGAGGGGCUGCUUGCCCCAUGCCCAUAGA
Messenger RNA from Alligator sinensis (Chinese alligator), 962 nucleotides. RefSeq names its product translocase of inner mitochondrial membrane 17B (gene TIMM17B). Bases 457 to 909 code for a protein of 150 amino acids. Gene Ontology annotation, molecular function: transmembrane protein transporter activity. Gene Ontology annotation, biological process: protein import into mitochondrial matrix. Lineage: Eukaryota; Metazoa; Chordata; Crocodylia; Alligatoridae. The record is from RefSeq and is a predicted model, not a curated record. Gene Ontology annotation, cellular component: TIM23 mitochondrial import inner membrane translocase complex; mitochondrial inner membrane. The transcript is spliced from 6 exons.